CUCUCUCCCGUGGACUCCAACCCCACCUUCCCUUCCCCUGUUUUUUUUCCGAUUUCCAUCGAAAGCAGAGUUUCCUUUUACUAUUUUGCUCUUUCCUUCAUUGUCUUUUCUCCUCCGUUCCUCCCUCCACAUCUCUCUCUCUCUCUCUCUUUUCGAGUCGAAGGGAAUUUAUAAAGAGAGAUUCGCAUUCCUAUUCCUAGUUUAUCUCCCCUCCCCUGCCCGUCUCAAAUCGCCCAUUCGCACAAGAAAACCGAAACAGAGAGAGAGAGUUAGAGAGAGAGAGAGGGAGAGGGCGGGAGAGAGUGCAGAGAGGGAGAAGAACAUAUACCAGAAGACAACCUCUGCACCUCGCUCUCUCUCACGCAGAGGCGCAGGCACACGCCCGCACUCGAGCUCCCAGGUUGCUCUUACGUGGUCGAUGAUCGCCCCCGUCUUCGUUCUUGGGGUUGUUGUCGUAGUUGUAUACAACCACCAAAACUCAUUCUCUCCCGUCUCUUUCCCCACAUCUCUUAUAACGUUUGAUUCCCAGAUCCGUACGCCUUCCCAUCGUCCGCCGGUUUUUUAUAUAAACCCUCCUUCAAAAUCCUUCCUUUUCGCUCCCAAUCGACUCAGAAUCCUCAAAAGCUUCGACCCAACACGACUCCCCGCCCGCCAUGAGCUCCAGCGCAUCCUCCGCCUCCGCCGGCGGCGUCCAGAUCCACACGUCCCGGAGGCUGCCCGAUUUCCUCCAGAGCGUGAACUUGAAGUACGUCAAGCUGGGCUAUCAUUACCUGCUGACCCAUUUCUUCACCCUCUUGCUCGUGCCUUCAAUGGCGGUCAUCAUCGUCCAAGCGUCGCAGAUGAACCCGGAGGAGAUUAACCAACUGUGGCUCCACCUCAAGUACAACCUCGUGAGCGUCAUCAUCUGCUCUGCUUUCCUCGUUUUCGGAUCCACCGUCUACAUUAUGACCCGCCCCAGAUCCGUCUACUUGGUCGACUACUCCUGUUACAAGCCCCCGGAGCAUCUGCAAGUGAAGUACCAUCAGUUCAUGGAGCACUCGAAGCUCACCGGCGAUUUCGACGAGUCGUCGCUCGAGUUCCAGAGGAAGAUUCUCGAAAGAUCAGGGCUUGGGGAGGAGACUUACGCGCCCGAGGCAAUGCACUACAUUCCGCCAAGGCCUUCUAUGGCAGCCGCAAGGGAAGAAGCAGAGCAGGUGAUGUAUGGUGCUCUGGAUAAUCUGUUUGCUAAUACUAGUAUUAAGCCCAAGGACAUCGGGAUUCUUGUCGUGAACUGUAGCUUGUUUAAUCCCACACCUUCGCUGUCUGCUAUGAUUGUCAAUAAGUACAAGCUGAGGGGUAAUAUCAAGAGCUUCAAUUUGGGGGGGAUGGGGUGUAGUGCCGGUGUGAUAGCUGUUGAUCUUGCUAAGGACAUGUUACAAGUUCAUAGGAACACUUGUGCUGUGGUUGUGAGCACUGAGAAUAUUACACAAAAUUGGUAUUUUGGGAACAAAAAGUCGAUGUUGAUUCCGAAUUGCUUGUUUAGAGUCGGGGGAGCUGCGGUUUUGUUGUCCAACAAGUCAUCUGAUAGGAGGAGGGCUAAGUACAAGCUUGUCCAUGUGGUUCGGACACAUCGUGGGGCCGAUGAUAAGGCGUUUAGGUGUGUAUAUCAGGAGCAGGAUGAUGCGGGCAAAACGGGAGUUUCGCUAUCAAAGGAUCUGAUGGCGAUUGCCGGCGGGGCACUUAAGACUAACAUCACUACAUUGGGUCCUCUUGUUUUGCCGAUCAGUGAGCAACUCCUGUUUUUCGCUACAUUGGUAGCUAAGAAGUUCUUCAAUGCUAAAGUCAAGCCUUACAUUCCAGAUUUUAAGCUCGCUUUUGAUCAUUUCUGUAUCCAUGCUGGUGGGAGGGCUGUGAUUGAUGAGCUGGAGAAGAAUCUGCAGCUCCUUCCGAUUCACGUCGAAGCUUCUAGAAUGACCUUACACCGGUUCGGUAACACUUCGUCGAGCUCGAUCUGGUACGAGUUGGCUUACACGGAGGCCAAGGGGAGGAUGCGAAGGGGAAACCGUGUUUGGCAAAUUGCUUUUGGAAGUGGUUUCAAAUGUAAUAGUGCAGUGUGGCAGGCACUCCGGAACGUGACCCCUUCACCCAAUAGUCCCUGGGAAGAUUGCAUUCACAAGUAUCCGGUGCAGUUAAAGCUAUAACUGCUAAAAACAUAUCGGUUAGCGGUUUCCUAAUUUAUGCGAGGAUACCAUUGAAGGGUUAGCUAGAAAAGUGUCUAGACUUCUGUCUUUACUGCGUCGAGAGUCUCAUUUAUCCGGUUUGUGUAUGUGUUGUUUAGGCUCAAAAGUCACUAGCCGGCUUUUUUUGUUUCUUUUGCUCUGGGUGUCUGAACAGUUUGGAAUCUUGAGUGUUUUCCCCUGGAGUUUGAUGUUGUGGUACUGAGGAACUUGUUCUUGUACUUA
Molecule: messenger RNA, 2441 nt
Organism: Syzygium oleosum
Lineage: Eukaryota; Viridiplantae; Streptophyta; Magnoliopsida; Myrtales; Myrtaceae
Product: 3-ketoacyl-CoA synthase 4-like
Exons: 1
Coding region: 654-2180 (508 amino acids)
Biological process (GO): fatty acid biosynthetic process
Cellular component (GO): membrane
Molecular function (GO): acyltransferase activity, transferring groups other than amino-acyl groups
Source: RefSeq, a predicted model, not a curated record